AUGGGGCCAGUGCGAGUGAUCGACCCUCACGAGAACGUUUUGCGGGACGAAAAAACGCAUCGGCAUGGGAGUUGGGGGGAUUGCUGGCGCCUGGGGAUGGGCGCAGCAGCAACACGAGAAGCUGCGGCAGGAAAAAAAAACCUGGAAAGGCGGAAGCAAGAAGUGGGACGGCAACAAGAGGAGCAACGGCAGAGAAAGCUGGCAGAUGAAAAGGACCUGGAAAGGCGAAAGAAAGAGCUGGAAGAGGAGCAACGGCAGAAAAAGCUGGCAGAUGAAAAGGACCUGGGAAGGCGAAAGAAAGAGCUGGAAGAGGAGCAGCGGCAGCAAGAGCUGGCAGCUGAAAAGCUGGAGCGCCACAAGCAGAGGCAUAAAGAGCUGGCAGAGAAGCUGGCACGCCUGAAGACACGGUGGCGGGACAGGGAUGUCGAGCUGGAACACCGGAUGUCAGGGCAAGGACACAGGGGUCAGACAGGGCAACGAAAGCUGCGGCCCUACUAG
This is a messenger RNA of Symbiodinium natans, 498 nucleotides long. The record is from the annotation of a GenBank genome assembly. Lineage: Eukaryota; Dinophyceae; Suessiales; Symbiodiniaceae.